AUCAUACGGAUAACAAGAAGUUGCAUACUGCUCUUAGGGAAGCUCUCACUGAUGAUGAAUUUGAAGAGCUCAAGGAGUCGAGUUUGGGAGUUUUCAUCAAGUUCAAGGAGCAGGGAUUUGGUUGGGCUUCAAGGCUGGUUCACUACAUGCUCUGUUUAAAGCUGGACAUUAAGAAGAAGUACGAGAUGUGGUCUCUCGUUGGUCCAGAACCUGUGAGGUUUUCACUGUUAGAGUUUGAAAACCUCACUGGUCUAAACUGCGAGUACAUCGAGGACCUUGAGACACCAAAAUGUGAAGUUACCAAAGAGAUGGUUUCUUUCUGGGGAUGAUGGGAGUUCAUCUGGAAGCUGGGCCAACUACUGAUCAGAUAAUAGCAGCACUGAAGAGAUGCGGGGAUUGGUCCACGGAAGAUCGCAAGCGGCUCGCGUACCUUUCCAUCUUCACUGGAUUCAUUGAAGGGAGAAAGUUUUCAACCGCUACACGAUCUACUCUGGCAAGGCUAGUGAUGGAUUUAGAACGGUUUGAGAAUUAUCCAUGGGGGAGAGUCGCGUUUAAGGUGCUGAUGGACUCUUUGUGGAACAAAGAGAUUACUGGCUGUUACACCGUGGAUGAGUUUAUACAAGUUCUUCAGGUCUGGGCGUACACAUCUAUUCCGGGAAUGGGUGCUAGUAUUGGUAGUCCCAGAGCAAACAGUCCGUCUCCACCGAUUCUGGCUUACGAGGGCAGCAGAGGCCGCAGAUUCAUGAAAGCUGCUAUCUUGAGUCAGACCCGCGUGAUCAACUUUGUUGAGAAGGACAUUAGUGAAAUGUGGCCAAAAUGGGACUCUGAGGUUGAGGACGUGCCCGCGAAGAACAUCAUUAAAGUCAUGUAUGAUCGGAGACCGUGGAAGUGGACCAUGGAUUGCUGGGAAGUCACUGGUACAAAACCUAAGUUUGUGACUCCAUCGAAAAGAGCCAAAGAGAUGGUUGUGGUGGAGGUGGAGGAGGAGGAGGAAGACAAUCAGAGACCUCAGAAGAAAGGAAACAAACCGUACAUAAGGAUUUGA
Molecule: messenger RNA, 1045 nt
Organism: Raphanus sativus (radish)
Lineage: Eukaryota; Viridiplantae; Streptophyta; Magnoliopsida; Brassicales; Brassicaceae
Exons: 3
Coding region: 326-1045 (239 amino acids)
Source: RefSeq, a predicted model, not a curated record